UUUUUAAUACUUCAACGGCAGUUGUGGAGAACAGUUCAAAUUCAGUUGUGCUCGUUUGUGGUGCUAUGCGGUUUGCUGUUGUUUUAGCUCGGUACGGUUGUCUUGUUUGAGUCGCUCGUUGAUCUGCUGUUAUCAAAUGUUGCUUGAUCAAGAGUUAAAUAAUUUAAUACUUUAUUAGAUACAGCCACCACUGCGAUUCAUUUGUAAGAUUCGUUGAUUUCAGUAUUCAUAUCACUUUAUUAGAUACUUGGAAUUUGAUUAUAUGGCAUUCGUGUGGUUGUUGUUGUGUCUUAUGAGAAAUUAAAAAAUUAAAAAAAUAAAACACCCACACAAUUGCCUAGUGCAUCGCGCUGAGUUUCGCAUUUUCAAUUAAUUGAGGAAGUGUGAAAAGUAAACGUAUUCAUCAGCAAGUGACAGUGACCACAACUCGCAACACCACCACUCGACAUGGGCAACUCGACUUCUUCGCGUAAUAACGCCGCCUCAGUGGACAUCAAUACACGGAUUGCUGACAGCGAAAGCCAUAAUCAUCGGCGGCACAGCUAUAAUGUCACCAACGAUCAGGCUAGCGAUGAUGAAUCGGCAAAUAAUCAUAGCAUGACGCCUAACCACAACAACAACAACACCCACAAUAGCGACAAUAUAAUAAUCACAUUGAAUAAUGGCCUGAGUAACGGUAAUGUCAAUGGUAACAGUACUGCUAUUGGUAAUGUUGUUGUUGAUGAAAAUGGCACAGUGGUGCCUGGCAAUGGCAUCGCCAGAGUGCCACCGCACACAUAUGACUCCGGCGAGAAGCAUAUUAUUACGAAGAAUGUCAUCGUUAUUGGUCUGGCAUUUAUGAUACACUUCACGGCAUUCCACGGCACUUCGAAUCUGCAGAGCUCGGUGAAUUCGGACAAGGCGCUGGGCACCACAACGCUCGCCGUCAUUUAUGGUUCGCUGAUUUUAUCGAAUAUAUUUUUGCCGAUGACAGUUAUAAGAUGGUUCGGCUGUCAUCUCACCAUGGCUUUGUCCUUCUUCGCUUAUAUGCCCUAUAUUGCGGCGCAGUUUUAUCCACGUUUCGAGACGCUCAUACCAGCUGGUCUCAUGGUCGGCUUGGGCGGUGGCCCUCUGUGGUGCUCAAAGUGUACUUAUCUGUCAACGGUCGCUGAGGCUUUGACUCAGGUGCGCGGCAAUGAGUCGCGUAAGGAUGUGAACACUGUGAAAUUUUUUGGACUCUUCUUCAUUUUCUACCAAAUGGCACAAGUUUGGGGGAAUUUGAUAUCAUCAUCAGUAUUAACCUUCACUUCAUCAACGGUCGCGGAAGUGAAUGCCACACUGGAAGAACUCGUAGCACCUACGCCCUCCGGUAGUCGAGUCAGUGAAAUUUGCGGUGCUCGCUUCUGCCCGGGCAUUGGUGCUGAGGCCAAUCCGAAUUUAACACCACCCGAACCAGCGAAAAUACAACUGCUCAAUUCGAUUUUUCUCAUUUGUAUGGCCACGGCGGUGGUGCUAAUGCUUUUCGGCGUCAACUCCUUGAAGCGUUAUGGCGUACGUCGCAAUGACUCUGGCGAUGGCAUGUCCGGCUUGCGUCUGCUUACCGUCACGAUUAAUUUGCUGCGCAAGCGUCGUCAGCUGCUCAUUCUGCCCAUUACAAUGUUUAUUGGCUUGGAGGAAGCAUUUCUGGCUGUGGAUUAUACGCGCUCCUUUGUCGCCUGCGGUUGGGGAAUAUCCAAAAUCGGCUUCGCUAUGAUUUGUUUUGGCGUUGCCAAUGCCAUUGCCGCUGGCAUCGCAGGCGCUUUUGUGGAGAAAUUAGGUCGCAUUACGCUUUUCGUCGCUUGUGCGCUGCUCAACGCCGCGCUCUUCGUGUAUAUGUUUAUGUAUGAGGCGCGUGAGGGUGACUAUGUUAUGUACUGCGCAUUCGCCGCGAUUUGGGGAAUAUGCGAUGGUGUCUGGUUGGUUGUGGUGAAUGCAUUUUAUGGCAUUCUCUUUCCGAACCAUCUCAUUGCUGGCUACAGUAACUUCCGCUUAUGGGAAUCAACUGGUUCUGUUAUUGGCUAUAUAAUCAGUUCACAGUUGUGUACAUCCACCAAAUUGGGGAUAUUGCUUUGUGUGCUAGGCAUUGGAAGUGCAGGUUAUGGCGUCACCGAAUAUCGCUUGAGACGAAAACAGAAAGCUCUGGAGCUCAUGUUAAGUGAUUAAAGAGGCAGCCUGGUUUUUGCUGUUAUAAAUUUAUUUACUAGUUUUAAGUUAAAUGAUAUUAAUUUAAUUAGGAAUA
Molecule: messenger RNA, 2257 nt
Organism: Ceratitis capitata (Mediterranean fruit fly)
Lineage: Eukaryota; Metazoa; Arthropoda; Insecta; Diptera; Tephritidae
Product: UNC93-like protein
Exons: 9
Coding region: 448-2181 (577 amino acids)
Biological process (GO): regulation of muscle contraction; regulation of potassium ion transport
Cellular component (GO): striated muscle dense body; plasma membrane
Molecular function (GO): potassium channel regulator activity
Source: RefSeq, a predicted model, not a curated record